GAUGCACCUAUUUGGGUAGAUCAAUGGCCCCUACCGCUGGAAAAGCUUCGCGCCCUCCAAGAAUUAGUUACGGAACAGUUAACGAAAGGACAUAUUGUGCCUUCUACUAGUCCCUGGAAUUCACCUGUUUUUGUCAUUAAAAAACAGACUGGCAAGUGGCGCCUGCUCCAUGACCUCAGGAAAAUUAAUGACGCUAUGGAAGAUAUGGGAGCCCUUCAACCAGGACUCCUGUCCCCCACUAUGAUUCCUCAAAAUUGGCAUUUGACUGUUAUCGAUCUUAAAGAUUGCUUUUUUAAUAUCCCACUGCAUCCAGACGAUGCUCCUAAAUUUGCUUUUUCAGUCCCAAGCGUCAACAUGCAAGCCCCGUUGCAGAGAUACCAGUGGGUUGUGCUGCCACAAGGAAUGAAGAACAGCCCUACAAUCUGUCAAUGAUAGGUAGCUAAGGUCCUUAGUCCAGUUAGGACCACAAUGCCCAGUGUUUUAUUAUACCAUUAUAUGGAUGACAUCCUAGUGGCCGCACAACAUCACGAAGUCAUGGAGGAAGCUGUAGCCCUUGUCACAGCUGCCGUUAGUUCUGCAGGUCUUUGUAUCGUGCUGGAAAAAAUUCAGAAAAUACCACCGUGGAAAUACCUAGGCUGGCGCAUAAGGGCUCAAACUAUAGUUCUCCAGCCCUUACAGAUACAGACAGACAUAAAAAAUUUGCAUGAUGUACAGAAAUUGUUGGGGACAAUCAAUUGGGUCCGACCACUGUUAGGAAUCUCUAAUGUGGACUUAGGUCCUUUAUUUGAAUUGCUUAAAGAGAAUACUGACUUGUGUUCCCCCCGUAGUCUUGGCCCUGAGGCCGUUGACUCUUUGCAAAAGGUUGCCACAGCAAUCACUCUCAGACAAGUACACCAGUGGGAUCCUGAAUUACCUUUUUAUUUAAUUAUCCUAAACCCCGCUCGACAGCCUCACGCGCUGAUAUUUCAAUGGGACGUUCAGAAACCGGAUCCACUGUUAAUUAUUGAAUGGUAUGGACGAUGGGACUCCGACAUAGAGACCGUUCCUGGCUUGCCCCAGAUAGUGGAACUAACGGCGGUUGUUCGGGUUUUUCGCAAGUGGUCUAUACCACUUAACCUUAUUACCGAUUCAGCUUCUGUUGCAGGGAUUGUUGAGCGGGCUGAAGCAUCUGUGUUACGCGAUGUCUCACAUUUUGAGCUAUUUGCCUUGUUACAAGAACUUAUCUUUCUCUUGGACACUCGCCCUCACCCCUACUUUGUUAUGCAUGUCAGAUCACACACCUCUUUACCUGGAUUUAUUGCAGAAGGAAAUCUGCUGACAUUACCAGUGCAAGUAUUGCCAGAUCGCAUAGCACAGGCUAAGCUGAGUCAUUCCUUUUUUCAUCAGAACGCUGGAGGUCUUAAACGACAAUUUGGACUAACCUCCCAACAAGCAGCAAAUAUAAUUGCUGUAUGUCCCGACUGUCAAAAACAUUCUUUCCCAUCGAUAACAGGAGGUGUUAAUCCCAGAGGAUUGCAGAGCUCACAGUUGUGGCAAACAGAUGUUACACACUGUCCCGAGUUUGAUAACAACCCUCCAAUAGUUCGACAUCGAGCUAUCGCCCCAGGUGGAUUCCGGCAAAGAGUGUACGACCUUUCCGUGAAUCCUUACCACAACUGUCCGGUGAAAACUCCGAUCGGCCACCAGACCAUCCUUUUGAACGAUAAGUCGAUGGAUCUCCUGAGGAGGACCAGGAUGGCAUGA
This is a messenger RNA of Eurypyga helias (sunbittern), 1743 nucleotides long. Its product is annotated as endogenous retrovirus group K member 11 Pol protein-like. Lineage: Eukaryota; Metazoa; Chordata; Aves; Eurypygiformes; Eurypygidae. The transcript has 4 exons. The annotation marks the transcript as partial. Gene Ontology annotation, biological process: RNA-templated DNA biosynthetic process. Gene Ontology annotation, molecular function: RNA stem-loop binding; RNA-directed DNA polymerase activity; zinc ion binding. The record is from RefSeq and is a predicted model, not a curated record.